AUGCUAAAGGAAGAUUUAGUUCAGAAAGUGGAAGAAGUUGGUGGAAUGUGGAAAACAGACACAGAGGUUGAUGAGCAGAUUGCCAAAAUAAGCAAGGAAAAAGACAAGAAAAUUGCCAUCAAAACCCAGAUCCAGUUCGAAAGAUAGUGCUCGGGGCAAAGCAUAAAGAUAAAAAAGUAUUUCAAAUGCCGUCUGAAGGUAAAGCAUUUAGCAGUCAAGUGCUGGUCAGUAAUUUUAAAUAAUUCAUCAAUCCAUUGAAGACAGCAAAAAGGUGACCGAGCUUGAAAACCCUCAUCUCACAUAAUGAAAAUGUUGGAGCAAAAAGAACUAUACAAACAACGAGCCAGCAAAGAAGUGAAAAAAGCUGGAGGAAAGGAGACAGUCCAACUAACAAUGAUAAAAGAUCUGCAAAGCGAAAGAAGGAUGGCCAAUAAAAUGAAAAUGUUCCAACUAUAGUUGUAGCAGUACAUCUUGUUGGAAAACAGGUCUCUCAUCAUUGUUUCGAGAAUGAUGAAGCUGGUUGUCAUUAAUAUAAGUGAGACCAAUAACAAGGACCCUGACCUCUACAUCAGAUAUGACGGCUAUGACUCUCUCUACAUCUUUUCAUACCAUGAUUUUAAAGAUGGUAAUGUCAAACUAAUACCAGUAUCUGAAGAGGACUUCUUGGGUAAAAGGAUAUCCCAAAGAUUUGAAGAUGAAGCUCAAAAUCACAGCUGGUGGGAAAAUGGCAGAGUACUACAGAUUGUAGAAGGUAGUGAUGACACUAACCCUGAGUUUGUCAUUGAAUUUGACUCCAACCAGAAUUAG
Molecule: messenger RNA, 807 nt
Organism: Paramuricea clavata
Lineage: Eukaryota; Metazoa; Cnidaria; Anthozoa; Malacalcyonacea; Plexauridae
Source: the annotation of a GenBank genome assembly